CGCACACUAGGACAAGCGUGCGUGCGUGAGCGAGACGUGUGCGAGCGAGCGAGACAGCGGCGCCAAUUACUAUCACCUGGCGGGCUGCUACCGCAUUACCCACUGCCGCCGCGCGCGCUACACGCGCCCGCUGCAUCUCGCGGCUCGCUCCUCUUGUCUCGGACUACCCGAGUCUGCACUUCAAUCGAUACCACCGGCUACCGUCGCGAGUGCACCCCGACCUACCCUGGCAAGACCCAGGCGAAGCCGAGCGCAAGGACUAGUGACAACAUGCAACUGUGAAGUGUGUGCGGACUGUGACAAAGACCUUAUCCACGUGAUUAUUUACAAGUUUUCCACCAAGUUCCACUGUGGAAAAUGACGUCCCAAUUCGCCUUCAGAGGAUCUCCGCCGAACCAGAGCACCAUAUCGACAGCCUCAAACAGUCCGCCGCCGGCGCAAGCGGGAAUGAGCAGCGGAGGGGGUGCAAGCGGUGCGGGGCGCGCGAGUUCCCCAGCGGCGGGCGCAGCUCGAUGCUGCGACACGGGCCGGCCGAUCUUUCAGGACCCCAUCACCGGGCAGACCGUGUGCUCGUGCCAGUACGAGUUUCUCAACUACCAGCGGCUGGCGUCUGGCGUGCCGCUGUCCAUGUAUAGCGCGCCAUACUCCGACGCCGCUGCCACCGCCGCCGGCAUGGCCGCCUACUUUCCAGCCCUUGCCGCUGACCAACCCCCGUUUUACACAAAUGCUGCUGCAGGCAUCGAACUGAAGGAGAACCUGGCGGCGAGCGCAGCCAGCUGGCCGUAUCCCACUGUUUAUCACCCCUACGACGCGGCCUUCGCAGGAUACCCUUUUAACGGAUAUGGAAUGGACCUAAACGGAGCUAGGAGAAAAAAUGCCACGCGGGAAACCACCAGCACUCUCAAAGCGUGGCUCAACGAACACAAAAAGAACCCUUACCCCACAAAAGGAGAGAAAAUUAUGCUCGCCAUAAUCACCAAGAUGACGCUAACGCAGGUAUCUACGUGGUUCGCGAACGCGCGACGACGACUCAAGAAGGAGAACAAGAUGACUUGGGAACCGAGAAACAGGGUUGAUGAUGAUGACAAUAAUAAUGACGACGACGACCACAAAAGUAAUGAUGGAAAAGAUGCUUUAGAUGGGAAAGACUCCGGUACAGGAUCGAGCGAAGACGGUGACCGGCCACAACAAAGGUUAGACUUGCUCGGACAGAGAACGGAAUCGGAAUGGUCAGAAUCACGCGCUGACAGUGGUCCCGAGUCACCAGAGCCAUAUGAGCGGCCAAUACACCCAGCGUACCAGCAUUUACCAUCUCGUGCUCCACCAGGUAGCACUCCAGCUUCAGCUAAACCGAGAAUAUGGUCCCUUGCGGAUAUGGCAAGCAAAGAAGGAGAACCGCCGGCGCCGCCUACUUCUGCUUCAGCUUUCUACCAGUCGGCAGCGGCGGCGGCAGCACGGCUCGCCCAUCCCUACGGCCGGCCAGAGUUGUACCGGGGCUUGUACCCGCCAACACAUCCCGCUGAUGUGGCCCUCUUGGAAUACUCCCGAUCACUAGCGCUGGCCGCGCCUGCGCCAGCGCCGCCGGCUCCGUCGCCGUCCUCGUCGUCCACAUCCUCGUUGGCGGAGCCGCCUCCCUCCCGCGCCUGACCCCCUGCCCCUCGUCCGCCACUGGCGCAUCGACAAUAACCGCGAUCUCGCCCCACGAGUGCCACGAGGGCCUUCUCACCUGUAAAUAGCUAUAGACUAAAUAUAAAUAUGUAUACAUACGUAUAUAUACGUGAUAAUAAUUAUGCACCGGUAGAGAAGCUUAGAUUUGUGAUAGUGGACACAGGCGACGCCGCGCCGUGAGGUUGACAACUCGCAAACGACGUCGGAGCGAAGUCGCGCCGACUGACCGACAAUACUAGGUGCUAUACAAGUUGGACCUUGCGACAUGUUGCUGUAAUUAUUACGGAGGUGGUUUAACGAAGUGAUUUUUAAAUCAAAAAUAGGUAUUAAUAUGUGUUACGUUUCUAAUAGAUAACAAACACUGUUCUAGACUAUUAUUUGUAUGUAGAGUGUAAAUUAUUAUUUUGAAAAUAUUCUCUUUAUAUUUAGUGCCUAAUUACGUCCAGUGUUUUCUAUUGUUUGAUAGUUUCUUGAAUAUCUAACAUUCGAAUUUUAAUAUUUAUUGAUAUGAGGUCAGUAGUUAUAUCAAACUUUUAUUGUAAGUUAAAAUCUACUAAUUAUUCAAUAGACACUGUUGAGGAUUUUGAAAAAUCUGUAUAAAAUAAUUUCUAGUCAGCAGACUAUGAUUGUCUAUGUUAAACAUUAAUAACUUACAAUCAAUAUGUUCUUUCAUAUAAGAAUGAUGUACAUUUUAGUUAAUAAUAGAAUGGCAGGGUUGUUGCAAACGAAUUUUGUUUUAUACAUAUUUGUUCAGGAAACUAGUAAAACAGAGAAAGUGCUAUCAAAUUUGCAAAUGUGUUGAAGGUUCAAUUCUUAGCAUGUUUCUUUAAAAGUAAUAAAACUAUAUAUAUACAUAUAAUAAGUAAAAAAAAAACAAGAUAAUAAACCCCACUUUAAAUAGGUUAUUUUAUCCCAGCAAAAUACAUAUUUGUGGGACCAAAUGGUAAAAAUUAUAUGAAACACUAGUUGUAUUUACUUGAUAAUUUUCUAUCCAUGACAUUUUGUUAAGUUAUAAUUUUAAGUUAAAUAAAGACUGGUUAUUAGGUUUUAUUUACGGCACUAUUCUGUCACUAAAAGUAAAAACUCACAUUGCAACGAACAAUGGUUCGUUACAAUUAUCCUUAAUUUUUUUGUAACCAAAAUAAAUUAAAACUUUUGGUACCUAUGUACAGAUAUUUAAGUGGAUAAAUUCUUGUUAAAUAUUUAAGCGACAACCCUGCCGCGUAAAAUAGUAUUCUGUUUGAAAUGUUUGCCUAAGACUAUCCCUUCGUAGUUACGAAAUUACUAAGUCUCAAAUGGCCUUGUAUAUUGUAAAAGUAAAAUUAAUGUAAAGUAAUAAUAUUCUCAUUUUGUUUCCGAACCAGUAAAAUGUUUUCGUUUCAAUAUUGUAGAGACUGAAAGUCCAAAAUUGAGUCUAUAGUUUUGUACAUACGUCACUGUUGUAAGUAUAUAUUGUAAUAAUAAUGUCAAUAUUUAAGAGAGGUAAAUGCAAUAAAUUUUCUGUAUUAGCAGUCCUUUUGAUGUAAAUAAAAGUUCUGGCGAGACGGGAAACCUUCGGCAUAUACAACGAAAUAUUCUUCAAAGACGAAUGAGAUAUAGUUAGUGUUUUUUAUGUUCUGGCGGAGGAUUCAAAAUGUUUAUAUGUUAGUGAUGUAAUAGCAGAGAUUAUAUUUUGUGCUAUUCGCAGGUUAAGUCAUUGGUUAAUUUUCAAAUUAACUAUUGUCAUUCAUACUUUUAUCAUUGUAACAAUACUUCAUGUCAUGGACGAUAAAUUUAUCGUUUAUGUUUCAACAAUUUAGUUUAUUUAAAUAGAAACAUAUUUAUUUUGUUUUUAUAGAUUCAAACGUCUUAACCGUUCCCCAAGAAGGUGUGUGAAUAGAUGCAAUAAAAAUUAAUACAGAAAUAAUAUUUAUCUAUUUUAUUUAA
Plodia interpunctella (Indianmeal moth) is the source of this 3594-nucleotide messenger RNA. RefSeq names its product mirror (gene mirr). Gene Ontology annotation, cellular component: nucleus. NCBI's taxonomy places the organism in Eukaryota, Metazoa, Arthropoda, Insecta, Lepidoptera, Pyralidae. The record is from RefSeq and is a predicted model, not a curated record. The coding region runs from base 358 to 1647 and encodes 429 amino acids. Gene Ontology annotation, biological process: cell development; regulation of transcription by RNA polymerase II; neuron differentiation. Gene Ontology annotation, molecular function: DNA-binding transcription factor activity, RNA polymerase II-specific; RNA polymerase II cis-regulatory region sequence-specific DNA binding. The transcript has 5 exons.